CACACCACCAGGCUGACAAUCCUUUCCUCCAUCAAUAUAUCCUCAUAACGCGGACAUCAAUCAUGUUCUUCGUUGUAUCCGCACGUCUGAGGUUUGCUCGGAUGCAUCCCUCUCCAGAGUCCAGCCUUCGCGCUGCAUCUCUUAUCGAUACGCAAAUCGUGACGACAAGUGACAAGUGUGAGGUCAUCACUACCAGGUUCCGCGGCCCAGCGGCUCCGGACGUCCCAAGGCUCUGAACUUCCACGGCAACUAGGGGAAAGCGGUCCACCGUGCAGCCAAGUCAUCAGUCUCAGUGAGAAUGGCUUGAAGUUACUCAUAUCAUAAUGCUUGUUUCCUCCUUUCUGCCUUUUCCUUCCAGACCAUGAGUUCCAUCCUGUAUACUGCUGGCAAGGCGUCUCGCCUUGCCAGAGCGAGCCCGAUCCGCAACAACCUCCUCCGCAGAGGCUUGCACACGCUGGAGCUCGAUGAGACUAAAGGAGACCGCGAACGCGUAGUCAUUCUUGGAUCUGGCUGGGCCGGCUUCGUCCUUUCGAGAGAGCUGGACAAGACGAAAUUCCAAACCGUGGUAGUUUCGCCCAGGACCUACUUCGUCUUCACUCCGCUGCUCGCCUCGACAGCUGUUGGUACCCUCGAGUUCCGAACAACCCUCGAAUCUGUCCGGGCCCGUCGAUCCGGGGUUGAUUUCAUCCAUGGAUGGGGAGCAGGUGUCGAUUUCAACGAGAAGACCCUACGCAUCGAGGAGCCAGCUAUCCGAGAAAUUCCAACUUCGGCAACGCCCGGCGAUGUCGGGAGGAAACCUGGGGAAGAGGCUUCCUCGUUCCUUAUGAAAUAUGACAAGUUGGUGAUCGCAGUUGGAUGCUAUAGUCAGACCUUCAAUACUCCAGGUGUUAGAGAGAAUGCCCUGUUCUUGAAGGAUGUUGUCGAUGCUGUAAAGAUCCGAAAGAGGAUUCUUGAAUGCUUCGAAUAUGCUUCUCUACCAACCACUUCUGAUGCUAUGAGGAAAACCCUUUUGAAUUUCGCCAUUGUCGGAGGAGGCCCAACCGGUGUGGAAUUCGCAGCUGAGCUUUUCGAUUUAUGCCACGAGGAUCUCAAGAAGCUAUACCCAAACUUAGUCCCCCUUGUCAAAAUCAGCCUUUACGAUGUGGCACCCAAGAUCCUCCCCAUGUUCGAUACCAAGCUUUCCAAUUAUGCAAUCGAGCUGUUCAAACGAGAUGGAAUCGACGUCAAGACACAACAUAACAUUCUGGAAUUGCGCCGCGGACUUCCUGGUGCAGAUCCCACAGAUAGGGAUGCUGGAUGCUUCACUCUGAGGACAAAGCAGAACGGUGAGAUGGGCAUUGGAAUGUGCGUUUGGUCAACAGGUCUCAUGAUGAACCCUUUCGUCAAGGAGGCACUGAGCGACGUGAAAACCUACCCAACCGCCUCCGCCGAGCUUGAAAACGCAGGUUCAAUCAACCCAAGCGCCGAAGAGUGGGCGAUCAAACGUCAUCGCAAAACUGGUGGUCUCCUAGUUGAUGACCAUUUCCGUGUCCAACUCGUUCCCAAGGCCCUGUCCCAAGAAAAGGACGCCUCGGUUCCGCAAGCCACGAUCAAAGACGUUUUCGCGCUGGGCGAUGUAUCAACCAUGGAGAAGGACCCAUUGCCGGCUACGGCCCAGGUUGCGAACCAGGAGGCGAAGUGGCUAGGGAGGAAUAUGAAUAGUGGGUUUACGGAGCCAGGAUUCGACUUUAGGAGUUUAGGGGUUAUGACUUACCUUGGAGACAUGAAAGCUAUCAUGCAGACAGGUCGGAGGAAGGAGAUCAAGGGGAGAACUGCAUGGUUGAUCUGGAGGGGUGCGUAUCUUACGCAGACGAUGAGUUGGAGGAACAGAAUACUUAUUCCUAUCUACUGGUUGAUCAAUUGGCUUUUCGGGCGGGAUAUCUCUCGAUUUUAGGCCGAAGUCUCACGAAAUUGGAAGACAUUAGAAUGGACAUCUAAAAUGUAAAUAACGACACGGUGUGAUUCCCUCUGCAAUCAAAUU
Messenger RNA from Amorphotheca resinae ATCC 22711, 2020 nucleotides. RefSeq lists its product as hypothetical. Bases 362 to 1933 code for a protein of 523 amino acids. Lineage: Eukaryota; Fungi; Ascomycota; Leotiomycetes; Helotiales; Amorphothecaceae. The record is from RefSeq and is a predicted model, not a curated record. The transcript has 8 exons. Gene Ontology annotation, molecular function: NADH dehydrogenase activity.